This is a messenger RNA of Dictyostelium discoideum AX4, 2562 nucleotides long. RefSeq lists its product as hypothetical. The transcript is spliced from 2 exons. Lineage: Eukaryota; Evosea; Eumycetozoa; Dictyosteliales; Dictyosteliaceae. The record is from RefSeq and is a predicted model, not a curated record. Bases 1 to 2562 code for a protein of 853 amino acids.
AUGGCACCAAGAAAAAAAGCAGUCACUAAAAAAAAGACUGUUGAAAAAUCACCACCAAUUGAAGAGGAAAUAAUUGAAGAACCAGUUGAUGAAAUUGUUGAAUCAGAUGGUGAUGAUAAAAAAAAUAAAAAAAAAGGUAAAAGAAAAUCAUCAAAGAAAUCAAAAAAAGAAAAAGAGGAAAAUGUAGAAGAGGAAGAACAAGAUCAAGAAGAGGAAGAAGAGGGAAAUAAAAAACAAAAAGAAGAAAAUGAUGCAGAUAAAAAAAGUAGAAAACAUGAUGAACAUCGUAAAAAACGUGAUAGUAAAAAUCGUCGUUCACAUAGUAAAAGUGAUGAAAAUGAAGAGGGUGAAGAAGAUGAUGAAGAAAGAAGAAAGAAAAGAAGACGUAGAAAACAUAGAGAAAAAAGAAAAAAGAAUGGAAAUAAAGAGGAGGAGGAAGAAGAAGAACAAGAUGAUGAACAUGAAGAUCAAAAUGUUGAAGAAGAUGAAGAAGAUGUAAAUGUAGAAAAACAAAAACAACAACAACAACAAAGUGAUUUUGAUGAAGAAGAAAAAGAAGAAGAGAAAGAAGAGGAGGAGGAAGAGGAGCAAAUAGAAAUUAAAAAAAGAUCAAAAAAGAGAAAUAGUAUAGAUUCAGGUAGAAAAGAUAAAUCUAAAAAAAGAAAAUCAAAAAAGAAAAAGAGAGGGCAGAAUGAUGAUGAUGAUGAUGAUGAUGAUAAUGACGAUGAUGAUGAUGACCAAGAUGAGGAAAAAGAAUAUGAACAAGAUGAAGAUGUAAAUCAAGAAUCAAUUGUUAGUGAAAAAGAAGAAGAGGAGGAUGAAGAAAAACAAUCACAAGGCAGUGAAGAUGAGGAAAAACAAUCUGAAAAUGAAAGAAGAAAUGAUCAAGAUUAUACAGAUAGAGAGCGUGAAAGAAAUAGAUCACGUGAUAGAGACAGUAGGGAUUAUAGUAGUAGAAGUGAUCAUAGAGAUUAUAGAGAUAGAGAUAGAGAUAGAUCACGUGAUAGAGAUAGAGACUAUAGAGAUAGUAGAGAUUAUAGGGAUAGAGAUAGAGACUAUAGAGACAGAGAUAGAGAUCACUAUAGUAGUGGUGGUAGUAGUAGUAGUAGUAGAGAUCAUAGGGAUCAUAGAGAUAGAGAUUAUAGAGAUAGAGAUAGAGAUCAUAGGGAUAGAUCCCGUGAUAGGGAUAGAGAUCAUUAUAGUAGUAGUAGUGGUAGCAGUAGCAAUAGAAGGAGCAGAGAUAGGGAUAAUGAUAGUAAAAGAGAUGAAAAAAGCAGCAGUAGCAAUAACAGCAACAACAGCACCUCAACCACCAGCAAUAAUAACGCCUCAUCAAAUAAUGUAAAAAUUGUACAACCUCCAAAAGAAAAUUUCUUUUCAAAUUAUAGAGCCAUACAAUCAUCAAUUAUCCCAACUCAUAAUAAGAGUAAAUUUGGUGAAAGAAUUCUUAGUAUAGCUCCAACUGAACCACCUCCAAAUUUCCAAAUCCCCCUAUCAAAACCUUACAGAGAUGAUUCCUUACAACAAAAUAAUGAUAAUAAUAAUAACAGUAGCAAUAAUAAUAGUAAUAAUAGUAAUAAUAAUUUUAAUAAUGACAAUAACCCGUAUAAUAAUUCAAACAAUUAUAAUAUGAAUAACUCUAAUACCUCUCCAUAUAAUAACAGUAACAAUAGUAAUAGUAACAGUAGUUAUUAUAAUGAUAACGAUUAUAAUAACAACAACAACAACAAUAAUAAUAGUAAUAAUAAUAAUAAUAAUAAUAAUAAUAAUAAUAAUAAUAAUAAUAAUAAUAAUAAUAAUAAUAAUAAUAAUUUUAAUAAUAGUAAUAGUAACAGUAGUGAAUCGAAACCAAAUUAUUUUAAUAAUCUUAGUAAUGUAUUUAAUCAAAUUACAAAACCAUUAGAAAAUUAUAAAAAUAAUGGUAAAAAUGAAAACAAUAAUAAUAAUAAUAAUAAAAAUAAAAAUGAAGAUGAAAAGAGAAUAGAUUUAGUACAAACAAAAUUAUCUUUGAAAUCUUCAAAAUCCACACCACAGACAUAUAAUGAAAAAGAAUUUAAGGUUCAAAUUUCAAAUAUUGUUGUUAAAAAAUUAAAAAAAUAUUAUAAAACUAAAAUUACAACCAAAGAAGAUUUCCAAUAUCUUGGAAAGAAAUUUACAGAUUUCGUAAUAACAAAAGAACGUGGUAAUCAAACUAUUAAUAAAGACUCUGAAAAGAAAAUUGAAAAAGUAAUUGAUAACUAUUUUGAGAAAAAAGAAGUGUAUGAUAGAAAAAAAGAUAAAGAUUAUAAAAAAGAUGAUGGUGAUAAACUAAUUAAUUCUAGUAUUGAUAUUUCCAAUGAUUCAAACCUUAGUGAAUCUUCAAUUACAAUUACUUCAACUUCAACCUCAACCUCAACCUCAGCCUUAACCUCACCUAAAACAACAGGAACUACAACUUCAACUAUAACUACAGUAACUUCAACCUCAACAUCCUCUAUUGAAAAUACAAAAAUCUUGGUUGAUGACGAAAAAUUCAAAACAAAUAUCCAAAAUGAAACAUCAAAAGAAUCAAAUUCAAUCUAA